UUUAUAACGUGCUUCGCUUCUCUAUUUCACUCUUCUCUAAGCCCUAGCCGAUUCUCUCUCUCUUAGAAGGGCGUGGAUCGAGAGCUUCAGCAAUGGCCUUUGUCAGAGCUCAAAAGAGCAAGGCUUACUUCAAGAGGUACCAAGUUAAAUUCAAGAGAAGGAGAGAGGGAAAGACUGACUACAGGGCUAGGGUUCGCCUGAUUAAUCAAGACAAGAACAAGUAUAACACUCCGAAAUAUCGCUUUGUUGUGCGAUUUACUAACAAGGAUAUUAUUGCCCAAAUAACAUCUGCUAGCAUUGCUGGUGAUAUAGUCCUUGCUUCUGCAUAUUCUCAUGAGCUACCUCACUAUGGACUUGAAGUUGGUCUGACCAACUAUGCUGCAGCUUACUGCACUGGGCUUCUCUUGGCUCGCCGUGUCUUGAAAAUGCUUGAGAUGGAUGGUGAAUAUGAAGGCAAUGUGGAGGCAACUGGUGAGGAUUACUCUGUUGAACCCACAGAUAGCAGGAGGCCAUUCCGUGCCCUUCUUGAUGUUGGACUUUUGAGAACAACAACUGGGAACCGUGUUUUUGGUGCUCUGAAGGGAGCACUGGAUGGUGGCUUGGACAUUCCUCACAGUGACAAGAGAUUUGCUGGAUUCUCAAAGGAUAGCAAGCACCUUGAUGCUGAGGUUCACCGAAAGUAUAUUUAUGGUGGCCAUGUUAGUGCAUAUAUGGGGACUUUGAUGGAAGAUGAGCCAGAGAAGUACCAAUCUCACUUCAGUGAAUAUAUUAAGAAGGGAGUUGAGCCAGAUGACAUUGAGGAGAUGUACAAGAAGGUUCAUGCUGCCAUCCGUGCAAACCCCAUUCAAAAGAAGGUUGACAAGCAGCCACCGAAAGAGCACAAGAGGUACAAUUUGAAGAAGCUGACCUACGAGGAAAGGAAAGCUAAGUUGAUUGAACGAUUGAAUGCUCUCAACUCAGCAGCUGCUGAUGAUGAUGAUGAGGAUGAUGAAUGAAUGCAUCGCGCCCGGAUCUGAGCUUUAAUUAUUUUCUCUUCAUCUUCAGUACACAUGCUGCUGUUCUGGAGUUAAAUUUGGAACCUAGUUAUUUGUUGAAGUUACUUUUUGUUUUUCCCCCAUUGAAUUUUUGCAGCUUUGAAUGGUUCAGUUUUUAGAUGGAAAAAAGGGAUAAUGGAUUUUUUUAGCAUGGUUUGAAAUGCAAUGCCAGUUUUGACUUA
Vitis riparia (riverbank grape) is the source of this 1216-nucleotide messenger RNA. Its product is annotated as 60S ribosomal protein L5. Gene Ontology annotation, cellular component: ribosome; cytosolic large ribosomal subunit. Gene Ontology annotation, biological process: ribosomal large subunit assembly; translation. Lineage: Eukaryota; Viridiplantae; Streptophyta; Magnoliopsida; Vitales; Vitaceae. The record is from RefSeq and is a predicted model, not a curated record. Bases 93 to 995 code for a protein of 300 amino acids. Gene Ontology annotation, molecular function: 5S rRNA binding; structural constituent of ribosome. The transcript has 9 exons.